Sciurus carolinensis (gray squirrel) is the source of this 1257-nucleotide messenger RNA. It is a transcript of the gene Slc51a, whose product is annotated as solute carrier family 51 subunit alpha. Gene Ontology annotation, molecular function: transporter activity. Lineage: Eukaryota; Metazoa; Chordata; Mammalia; Rodentia; Sciuridae. Gene Ontology annotation, biological process: bile acid and bile salt transport. Gene Ontology annotation, cellular component: endoplasmic reticulum membrane; plasma membrane. The record is from RefSeq and is a predicted model, not a curated record.
GGAAGAUCAGCGUUCCACCUGCCCUCCACCCUGGUUCCUGGGAAGAGCUGGUAGCACUGCAGGGUGAGGAAGGAUCACUCCUCUGUGCUCCCAACCUCUGGGCCCUGCCUGUUCUUCUUCACCUUCAGUGACUCGGAGAGUGGGAGAGAAAGGAGAGGAUGGAGCCAGACAGGACUCAGAUAAAACUUGACCCUAGGUACACAGAAGAUCUUCUGGAGGUGCUGAGGACCAACUAUGGCAUCCCUUCAGACUGCUUCUCCCACCCUCCCACUGCAGCUCAGCUCUUGAGAGCAUUGGGUCCUGUGGAAAUUACCCUCAUGGCCAUCAUGACCUUUCUUGCCCUGGGCUCUGUCAUCUUCCUGGAAGAUGCUGUCUAUCUGUACAAGAACACCCAUUGCCCCAUCAAGAGGAGGACUCUACUCUGGAGCAGCUCUGCACCCCCGGUAGUUUCUGUGUUCUGCUGUUUUGGUCUCUGGAUCCCUCUCCUCAUGCUUAUAGAAAUGGCCAUAACCUCGUUUUAUGCCGUGUGCUUUUACCUGGUCAUGCUGGUCAUGGUUGAAGGCUUUGGUGGUAAGGAGGCAGUAAUGAGGACUCUGAAGGACCCAAUGAGGAUCCACACAGGCCCCUGCUGCUGUUGCUGCCCUUGCUGUCCUCCACUCAUGCUCACCAGAAAGAAGCUUCAGCUGCUGAUAUUGGGCCCUUUCCAAUAUGCCUUCUUCAAGAUAACACUGAGCCUGGUGGGCCUGUUUCUCAUCCCUGAUGGCAUCUAUGACCCUGCAGAUAUUUCUGAGAAGAGCACAGCUUUAUGGAUCAACACUUUACUUGGUGUGUCCACCUUGAUGGCUCUCUGGGCCCUGGGCAUCCUUUUCCGUCAAGCCAGGCUGUACCUGGGUGAGCAAAACAUGGGAGCCAAAUUUGCUCUCUUCCAGGUGCUUCUUAUCAUGACUGCCCUGCAGCCUGAUUUCUCCAUAUUGGCCAAUGGUGGACAGAGCUGUUCACCACCAUUUUCCUCUAAAACCAGGUCUCAAGUGAUGAAUUGCCAUCCUAUACUGGAGACUUUCCUGAUGACUGUGUUGACACGAAUGUACUACCGAAGGAAAGACCAUAAGGUUGGGUAUGAAACUUCCUCGUCUCCAGACCAGGACUUGAACUUCAAAGCCUGAGAAGAAUGGCUUGGACAAUGAUGGGAGAGAUGUUGUAUGAAAUAGGAGAACAUGAGUUUUUUUUGCUGUCCUUCACCUUCACCAAAUUGGAAAG